Molecule: messenger RNA, 652 nt
Organism: Catharus ustulatus (Swainson's thrush)
Lineage: Eukaryota; Metazoa; Chordata; Aves; Passeriformes; Turdidae
Product: 5-oxoprolinase-like
Exons: 4
Coding region: 71-607 (178 amino acids)
Biological process (GO): glutathione metabolic process
Cellular component (GO): cytosol
Molecular function (GO): 5-oxoprolinase (ATP-hydrolyzing) activity
Source: RefSeq, a predicted model, not a curated record
CUGAUCCUGAGAUACUGGAAUUGAGGUGAGUUUAUGGGAUUUGGGGUUUGGGGUUUGGGUCCACACACACAUGACAAACACCAGAAUUACUGAUCCUGAAAUCCUGGAAUUGAGGUACCCCGUGGUGCUGCGGCGCUUCGAGCUGCGCGCGGGCUCGGGGGGCGCGGGGCGGUGCCGGGGGGGGGACGGGGUGAUCCGGGAGCUGCAGUUCCGGAGGGGGGCAGAGCUGGCGGUGCUGAGCGAGCGCAGGGCCACCCGGCCCUACGGCAUGGCAGGGGGGCUCCCGGGGGCCCCGGGGCUGAAUUUGCUGCUGCGCCGGGACGGGCGAGUGAUCAACGUGGGGGGGAAGGGCCAGGUGUCUGUGGAGCCAGGGGACAUUUUCCGCCUGCUGACCCCGGGCGGGGGCGGUUUCGGCCCCCCUGAGGAGGGGUCUGGGGGCGCCCCCCGGGACCCCCCGGACCCCCAGGACCUCUGGGCCCCCCGGAGCCCCCAGGAACCCCAAAAACCCCCCAAAAAACCCCAAAACCCCGGGGGCGCCCCCGCCCCACAAACCUUCCUGGAGCGCGGCAGCGUCUUCGAGUUCCGGCGGGCGCAGGAGGGGGUGUGACCCCAAAAACCCCAAAAACCCCAAAAAAACCCCAAAAAACCCAAA